Messenger RNA from Pongo pygmaeus (Bornean orangutan), 732 nucleotides. RefSeq names its product olfactory receptor 51F2-like. Gene Ontology annotation, cellular component: plasma membrane. Gene Ontology annotation, molecular function: olfactory receptor activity; G protein-coupled receptor activity. Lineage: Eukaryota; Metazoa; Chordata; Mammalia; Primates; Hominidae. Gene Ontology annotation, biological process: G protein-coupled receptor signaling pathway. The coding region runs from base 1 to 732 and encodes 243 amino acids. The transcript has a single exon. The record is from RefSeq and is a predicted model, not a curated record.
AUGGGGCUUAUAAACAGUAGCUGGUUUCAGCCACACCUUCUCCUUUUAACAGGAAUCCCUGGACUGGGGUCUGUACAGAUAUGGAUCUCUAUCCCCCUGUGUGUCAUGUACCUCAUUGCCAUUCUAGGAAACUGCACCAUCCUCUUUGUCAUCAAAACUACCUCCAGCCUUCAUGAGCCUCAGUACAUCUUCCUGUCUAUGCUGGCCACUACAGAUUUGGGUCUGUCUUUGUCAACCCUACCUACAGUACUCAAUGUCUUCCUCCCGAAUCACAGGGAGAUUGAGUUCCAUUCUUGCCUGACACAGAUGUUCUUCAUCCACAUCUUCUCCUGCAUGGAGUCAGCCAUCCUGCUGGCCAUGGCCUUUGACUGGUUUGUAGCUAUUUGCAACCCGCUGCACUACACCAUGAUUUUAACUCCUGCUAAGAUUAUUCGAAUGGGGCUUACAGCUGUGGUUAGGGGUGUGAUGUUGAUGGUACCCUUGCCAAUCCUGCCCAAGCGACUGCCCUUCUCCCACAUCUUCAAUGUCUUCAUUUUCUAUGUGCCACUCAUUGUGCUGACCCUAAUUCAUAGGUUUGGUAAAUUCACAUCUCCUCUUCUCCAUGUCACCAUGGCCAAUCUCUUUCUCUUCUUGACUCCUGUCCUUAAUCCAUUAGUUUACAGCCUGAAAACCAAACAGAUAAGGUCAGCAGUACUUAAAGUAAUCAAGGGCAGAGGCAACUUGCUCAACUAG